Physcomitrium patens is the source of this 1740-nucleotide messenger RNA. RefSeq lists its product as uncharacterized. Gene Ontology annotation, cellular component: membrane; external side of plasma membrane. NCBI's taxonomy places the organism in Eukaryota, Viridiplantae, Streptophyta, Bryopsida, Funariales, Funariaceae. The record is from RefSeq and is a predicted model, not a curated record. Gene Ontology annotation, molecular function: signaling receptor activity.
CGCAUUUCGACACGAUCGCUAGUGUGUGCUUCGACGGACCGGCUAGAGACAUGGAAACCGGCUGAACCGGUAACCCUUCGGCGUUGCUUGGACACAGAGCUUGGCGACACGCAGUGGUUUAUCGACUACAUUUGCCGAGAGUUGGCUUGUGCCGUCUGCUUUUAUGGACUCGUCGCAGCGGUGACGUUGCCGUGCGGGUCGCUCGGAGAGGAUUAUUGGCGAGCCCUUUGCUUAUUUGUAUGCUUCUUCGGGCGAAACCUUGUGGCCUCAGACUCCAGUUGUCCGCAAUCGGGUGCCCUAAGAAUUUCAGGGGGUGAUUUGAGAUCUGGCGUAUUAGGUUCGAUCUCGGUUAGCUCCGAGGUUGCUGCAAUUUGCAACUAUGGAGGCGUUCAGACGUUGCAAUGGCGUUUUGUUCUUGAACCUGUUGCCUCUGCUGGUCGUGGGGCUAAUUGCUGUGUCGGCCUCACAGGCGGAUGAUGCUGUAAUCUUUGUUGACAGCAGUAUCAGGCCAGUGCACUUAAGGACAACUCCUCCUAUCGAAAAAGAGGCGUUUUCAUUUAACGAUGUUGCGACGUCAUUGGCAGUCCUUCUUGGAGUAGUCCCAAAAGCUGUUGAUGAAAAAGUUGCCUCCAAGAUUGAUUCUGUGGUGACACCUAAUCCAUUUCAUCGACCACGAGCUGUUCUUUCAGUGAACAUUGGUGGAGUUGACUUUGAUGCAAUCAGUAACGAAGGAACAUUGGGCCUUCUUGGUCUCGAAUCGUACCAGCUUCGUCCUUUGAUUGCAGAAGACGCGCACUUCCGACAAACGAUUGGCGAUGAUGUGAAUGUAGAGGUAUUGACAAACUUGGAUACUGCUAAUAUACACACUGAAGUAUCCGAACAAGACUUGGAGUUUGUGUUUAUGAGCGCAUCCUACGACUUGAACGAGGACUCUAAAACAGUGGCUACCAUAUCAUGGGAUAUAAGCAGCAGCGAAUCCUUCUCCCUAGAUAUGUCUAAGAGUGCCGACCGACUUUUCUUCAAAGAGUUGAUGGGCUUAUUCAGAAAUAUGAAGCGAGCAGUCUCUUCACACCAAGUUGUAGACCUUGAACGACCAGCAGAUUUAUUUUCUGGAACUUUUAAUGGGAUUGAAGAGUUGCGAAAGCAAUAUGGAAGUGGACACCAGACUCAACUUGCUUCUAAAUUUGUGCUUCAUGCUAUGAACCAAGCUUUACAGUUUUUGCAGGAAAACUACAAUGAUAAACUUGUGGGAGUUUUCACCUUUACGAAGAGCGCCAAUAAUUUUGAGAUCACCACUACCGAAAGGCGUUCUCGGUUUCUGCAAGCUUUAGCCCCAACCUCAGGAAAUGAGACCUCUCCUGAAGACAUGAGCUUGCGUCUCGGAAACCAGGCUGUUGUUUUCUUUACUGUGAUCAUUUUGCUUGUGGCUCUCCUCCUCUCGACCUGCUGCAUGUUUACGAUGCCCUUGACGAGGGACUCGCUGCUCUACUCUGGAUUGAAAUCGGAUUAGAUAUAAGUUUCUCUUUUAGUAUCACUACAUGAGCUCAAGAAAAGUUUUCUCCUCCCAAGUUGACGUAGCUACUAGUGUAUUUCCAAGUUUGGAGUUGUGUGCUUCGGUGGGAAAGGGCAUUGAAGCAUCACUCUAGAAAUCAUUGUUCCUUCUUGGGCAGGAUUUUGUAAUUGGAUUCAAUCCUGCACUAUUAAAUAUUUAAUUGUACAUUGAUGUGCAUCUUGUGAUCA